CAUUCUGAAGAAUAUUCUGUUGUAUUCAGCGUUUGUACUGUGAAUUCAAGAGUGAAUCCGAGUAUAUAUUUGAACGGAAAUACAAAAUGAGUGAAAAGACACCGGAAAAGAAGUCGGAGACCUAUCAACUGGACGAGCUGUCCAAAAAGGAAGAGGAGGCCAAUGAGGACACGCCUCUGAAGCCCCGGGACAAUGAUGUGGAGGCCGGCGGACAGACAGACAUAUCGGAGACGAAGGACAACGAGAAGUCAGUGAUGGCUUCGGCCGACGAAAAGGCGGCGGAAGACAAGCAGUCGUCCGCACUCUUAGAUCAGCGCAAAGUUAAACUCAUUUUAGCGAUUGUCGGCGCAGUCCUACUCGUACUCCUACUCCUCAUUGUCGCCAUACUUGUCAUCAUCUAUAGGGAUGGGUGGGAUGAGGACAGCACCUACCGCUACAUUAGACUCGUACCGAAACCUAACGGCCCUCAAAACCUACUACAGUUCCGUCACGGGGGUAUGCCCUACGAGGGGAGAGUGUGGCCCGACCUGGUCCGUCAAAUGGACGACUUCGUGCACAACUACAACCCGGAGCUAAACACUCGCACCAAAAACGUGUCGGAAUGCAUACCCGGGUUCGAGCGAAAGCCGGGCACUCAGUGUCUGUUUGACAUCCGCACGAUAGCGCCCGAAUGUACCAAGGGCGAUUAUGGGUACGCCACGGGCACCCCAUGUGUGUUCCUACAGUUUAAUAACAUAAGCGGUUGGACUCCCGAGUUGUACACCGAUGAGGACUUCUACAGUAAUAACUCAUUGCCAGAAACCCUCCGACAGUUUUCCCGGACAUCGCGGAUGGUUUUCAUUGAGUGUAAAGGCAAUACGAUCGUAGACCAGGAAAACAUGGGCCCCAUCGAGUACACCCCUACCCAAGGCUUCCCCAUAUACUACUUCCCAUACGACGGGCACCCGGACUAUAUGCCACCCUUCGUGGCCAUACGAUUCAAAUCCCCGGCCACUUCCAUAGCCAUAGGAAUCACGUGUCGACUGUACGCCAAGAAUCUCAACCAGACGUCCGACGCUAGUUUCGAGACCAUCCCGGAGCCGGUGCCGGCCCUACCAUUCAAUCUAUUCAUCGAAUAA
Oppiella nova is the source of this 1118-nucleotide messenger RNA. The record is from the annotation of a GenBank genome assembly. Lineage: Eukaryota; Metazoa; Arthropoda; Arachnida; Sarcoptiformes; Oppiidae.